Molecule: messenger RNA, 2315 nt
Organism: Clupea harengus (Atlantic herring)
Lineage: Eukaryota; Metazoa; Chordata; Actinopteri; Clupeiformes; Clupeidae
Product: CUB and sushi domain-containing protein 1-like
Exons: 15
Coding region: 242-1846 (534 amino acids)
Source: RefSeq, a predicted model, not a curated record
UAAUAUAUCCCUUCCUCUGCUGAAUUAUUUAUUUUUAUUCCAAAAUGUAUCCGCCCCCUCCCUAACUGAUUAAUGCUACUUCCCCAAAAACACCAAAAGCAAAACUUUUAUUUUGAUAGUCGUCUCUUCAAAGUUUUUGGGGCGUUCCCACCACAAGUCUAGAGACGUGCUACGCCAUCGGAGAUCAGAAAAAAAAGCCCUGGGAUGACCCUUUUUUCCAUCUCAGGGAUUUCAUGCUCAGAUGAAAGAAUAUCCAAAAAUGUCUAAGAAUAUCCUGGCAAGUCUGUGGAUGCUGUUGCUGCUCCCCACUGAAAUCAUAGGACAAUGCACCAAACCUGCCACCAGUGAGAAUGCUGUUAUAGACGGGUCUGACAUCUUGAAGGACACUUUCGACAUAGAUUCUGCUGUUAGACUUGCGUGCCACCCUGGGUAUGAGCCAACUUCUGGAUCUCCACGGAGACUCGUCUGUGGUAAUAACAACACGUGGAGUCCAGGCCCAGAAAGAUUCACCUGCCAAAAAAAGUCCUGUGGCCACCCGGGUGAACUGGCCAAUGGGCAUUAUGAAUUCCCAAACGGAGUUGAAUUUGGGGCAGUGAUCACAGCCGUCUGCAACACUGGGCACUUCGCAAUAGGAGAAAAGCAAAGGAGUUGCUUGGGAGAUGGACAGUGGGAUGGCGGAAACUUUGUUUGUGAAGUGGUGAAAUGUGAACCACCAAAACCAAUCCCCAAUGGACAACCACGCCCCCCUGUAAAUGAAAUGUAUGAGUAUGGCCAAGCAGUGCAAUAUGUUUGUAACAGAGACAACACCAUGCUCGGAGCCAGUGACACUGUGCACUGCCUUGAAAAUGGGUCCUGGUCUGAUGUGCCUCGAUGUGCAAAGGUGGUCUGCAUCAGGCCAGACAUCCCAAAUGCUAGACGUGUCGAAGGUGGAAGCGGUCCCUAUGGUUACAAGUACACCCUCAGGUACGAGUGCAACGUGGGAUAUAAGAUGACUCCCGAUGGAGGCAAAAUGACCUGUUUGGAGCCCGGAUGGUCUUCUAUUCCGAAUUGUACAGAGGUGGAAUGUCCUAAUCCAGGUACCACAAAUGCCAUCUUCACUAAUGGGGCAGGUGGUCCCUACGGGUACAGUGCUAUCCUUACGUACCAGUGCCAAGCUGGGCACAGACUGGUUGGCAGUCCUCAAUUGAAAUGUGGUUCUGAUGGACAGUGGUCGUCCAAACCUCCCACGUGUCAAGUGGUGGAAUGUCCUAAUCCAGGUACCACAAAUGCCAUCUUCACUAAUGGGGCAGGUGGUCCCUACGAGUACGGUGCUAUCCUUACGUACAAGUGCCAAGCUGGGCACAGACUGGUUGGCAGUCCUCAGUUGAAAUGUGGAUCUGAUGGACAGUGGUCGUCCAAACCUCCCACGUGUCAAGCGGUGGAAUGUCCUAAUCCAGGUACCACCAAUGCCACCACCACUGAUGGGGCAGGUGGUCCCUACGGGUCUGGUGCUAUCCUUACGUACAGGUGCAAAGAUGGGCAAACACUGGUUGGCAGUACUCAGUUGAAAUGUGGAUCUGAUGGACAGUGGUCGUCCAAACCUCCCACGUGUAAAGUUGAUGACAGUAAUCUUCUCAACAAAAUAAUCGGUGGUGCUGCUGCUGCUGCUGCUGCUGCUGCUGCUGCUACUGUUGCGUGUGUUUUGGCAAAUCGGUAUAGGAAAAAUAAUUCCACCGAACCUGAUGAGAUUGACCCAGAGACUCAAGAGCUGAAGUCAGGGCCAGUGAGUGACACAGGAAACGGCCUUCAGUCAGCGGACAGCUCAAAAGAGACAGUCCUUGAUCCUGAGCCAGCAGCAGGUUCCUGAUGGGUGUGUGUAAAUGACAGGAGAGCAUAGCUUCUGUAUGUGUGUGUCUCCCCUGCACCCCUCUUGUGUCCCUGGGAUAGAAAGUCCAGGCCAAUGACAACUGGCUCCAUUCACAAGGUCAAGUUGACUCAUCAUCAACAUUCUAUGACCAGAGCUUGUAGCUUUUUAAUGACCUGUUGUACGUGGUCAGUAUGGAAAUCACUUGCACGACACUGGAGCUGCCAGCUUCUCCACACAGAUUUUCCUGCCUCUGAAGACCUGAUCUUCCAUUUCCUUUUACAUUUGUUGGCGUCAUUGAAGUUCAUGAAAGCCUCCUUAUAAGAUCGCCAAAUUCUGCCAGGAUGAAGUGCCUGUAAAUACAGAGCUCCCCUAGCCUGACGAUGUCAUACUCAUAAUUCUAGUCAGAAUAUGAGUCUGAUAUCGCUCCAUUGGGCUGUGAUUAUGGGGCGUGUUUCAACAGAACCAGGAG